This is a messenger RNA of Lactuca sativa (garden lettuce), 1117 nucleotides long. NCBI's taxonomy places the organism in Eukaryota, Viridiplantae, Streptophyta, Magnoliopsida, Asterales, Asteraceae. The record is from RefSeq and is a predicted model, not a curated record.
AUGGCACGAUUGAUCCGUGAAACAUUUAAUGCAAAGAACAGUAGUGUCAGGUGGUAUGUGAUGGCAGAUGAUGAUACCAUUUUCUUUUUGGAGAACUUGGUGAAUAUGUUAAAGAAAUAUGAUUAUGAGGGUUACUAUUAUAUCGGUGUGAAUUCAGAAAGUAUCAUAUCUAAUAGUUUAUUUUCGUUCAAUAUGGGUUUUGGUGGUGCGGGAUUUGCUUUAAGUUACCCUCUAGCUGAGGCGUUGGCUAAGAACUUAGAUGUUUGUUUAAAUAAGUACGGAAAACUUCAUGGGAGUGAUCAUAUUUUGCAAUCUUGUGUGUCUGAUUUUGGGGUUUCACUUACUCAAGAAAAAGGUUUUCAUCAGAUCGAUAUGCAUGGGGACAUAUCAGGCCUUCUUUCGGCACACCCACAAACUCCAUUGGUGUCCCUCCACCACCUUGAUGCCGUAGAGCCGCUCUUCCCCGCCAUGAACCGCCAACAAUCCCUAAACCAUUUGAUGACAUCAGCAAAAAUCGACCAGUCAAGGAUACUCCAACAAAGCAUUGGUUACCAUCACCCAAAAAAUUGGAGCUUCUCUUUGUCGUGGGGCUACUCUGUGCAUAUUUACGAGAAAACCCUCCCAUCAAGUUUUUUACAGGUACCACUUCAGACAUUUGGGGAGUGGCAAAAAGGAGCUAAGCCUGCUUUCAUGAUGAACACUAGAGGUCUUAGCAGUGACCCGUGUGAAAUCCCUCAUGUUUUUUACUUUCAUUCCGUGGAGGAAUCUGGUGGAGGAUGGCGGAGGGAGGUGGUGAAAACCUAUGUUAGGAGACUGCCUCGGCGGUUGUCGCCUUGCUUGGCGAAUGGGAAUCACUCUGCGGAUUAUUUGGAUAUGAUUCACGUGAUCUCGCCAGUGAAGAGACAUGUUACAGAAGGAAGCAGAAGAGAAUGUUGUGACAUAAUACAAGUGGAAAAAGGGAAUUCUACAACGAUCAAGCUUAGACCUUGCAUGAAAUAUGAACUGAUUGGUUGAAUUUAUUGACUUUUAUAUUUUGUUAAAAUUCAACCAAAAUUCAUCUUCAUGUUUAUAUAUGUUUAGUUAUCUACUUCGAUUAAAGGCAUUAUUAAUAACCAAA